Messenger RNA from Ceutorhynchus assimilis (cabbage seed weevil), 2197 nucleotides. The record is from the annotation of a GenBank genome assembly. Lineage: Eukaryota; Metazoa; Arthropoda; Insecta; Coleoptera; Curculionidae.
UCGAUGUAUAUAUAUAUAUAUCGAUAUAUCGUAUCGAUAAUGACUUCUCUCUAAGUUACUGUCACAUGACAGCUGUCAAACGGUUUGAAUUUGUUGUUUGUAUUCUUUUUUGCACAAUAUGUUUGGGUAUUAAUAAUUAUAAUUUUAAUAAUUUUCACAACUAGUAGUACAUUUUCACGUCGAUACAUUACUUAAGAAAGACCCUAAUUUUCCUGUAACUACCAAAAAAGUGCUCCAAAUGUCAAAAAUCCCUGCCGAAGAAGCUAAAUGGGAGCACCCCAAGGAGCUUCUAAAACUCCAAAAAUUGAAACUGAAAAAACAAGCAUUGCAAGAACGAAUAAAUGGCCAAAAACAAUCCAAAUCUUUGGCUGCUAGCGUCAGUAGCAAAGCGGCAGCCUUUGAGAAUAUUUUUAAUUCAAAAAAGCGAAAAAACCCUUUCGAAAAGUCAACUGAAAAUCUGCCAAAGAAUAAGAAAGCCAAAAGUGAGUUUCUAUUAGACGAAAGUGCCGACCAAACAUUAUUUAAAAUAUUAAACCUAAGUCAUUCGGCAAGUACUAGCAAUACUCAAACUCAAAACACUUCAGUAACUAGUUUUACCAACAUCCUAGCCUCAAACGCUGAGGCAACUACACAAGUGAAAAAGGAGCAUCAAGGAUCCCCUUGGUGUCCAGUAGAUUGGACACUAAAACGAAAAAUGCGGCUCUUUUCAAAAAAACCAUUCCAAUGGAGCCAAAUACUCAAAAUAGGUGAAGAAGCUUCUGGAGUGACCAGCUUCACUCGAUGCUUAGACAUCGAAAAAUGCAGCACCUCUCUAGAUGUAUCACCCAAUGCUAAAUUCCACCAAUGCUGCUUGUACUGGCAACACCCAUAUCUACCUUGGUUAACGCUAUUUCCAAGAAGCACCUUAAAAAACAACAGCUCAACAACAAACCUAGCAGGAAUCCAAGAGAUCAAAAAAAGCCUUUACGAAACGUGGAUGGACAGUUUAAAAUCUUUGUUUCAAUUGAUCAGAACUCGUCAAUGUCCUUAUUUUUAUGUUUGUGCUAACAAUUUUACAGCACUUUUCAGAGCGGCUGGUAUUUUCGGUUAUUCGGAUAUACAUGUGCUGCUUACACCAACUACUAGAGGGUUUAGGAAUUUGUUGAAGGAAGAACUUAUUGAUUUCGAGAUGCCUUUGAAACCUGAGCAGAUGAGGCCAUCGCAGGGAAAUAAAUCGGAAAACGAUGAGGCUGUUGAGACUGAGAUAAACCAUUUGAAUGAAGAGGAUGACGCCCUUGAUGAAGAAUGGAUGACUGAAAUGGGAAUUGACGCAAGCGACAUAAAACAUAUCAACUACACUCAAGCUCGAAUAAAACACAAAACCGAUUGCUUAGUAGACAGAAGUGACCAAAGCUUAGUUCUAAUAGAAGGCUGUGAAGUUAAUGCAUUUUUCAAUUGCCUAUUAAACUGCAAAAGUGCCAUAGCACCUACUGGUCCUCUUGCAGGAGUACCACCCACCCUACUAGCACCGGUUUGUUUUAAGUUUGGUACUCUAACUGCCUUAAAAGUACGCCAACAUAAAAUCCAGUCUGAAGGUGUCGAUUAUUAUUCCUUGGACCUACUAGGUCCAAUUCUACCGAGCACCCUUCAUAAUAUUUUAAAUAUAAAUAGUCCCAGUGAUAGUAUAACUAUAUCGUUUAGUGAUGUUGAAAGUACAAGGGCUUACAGUAAGGUGGUUAAGAAAACCCAAAAAAAAUUGGAGGAACUAGAGCAAAAAGGAGGCACGAUUUUUGGUGAAGAAAAUUUGUCUGAUUGCGGCUUGAACGCGAAAAUUUUAAAGAACUUUUGUUCGGCUGAUAGUGAAAAAGUUUGCAAUUUUGAGUUGUUGAAGUACUGUGGCGAGACUAGGAGUUAUACAUGGACUUAGGAUUUUAUUAUUUUUUUAAUUUAUUUAUUUUGUUAUUAUUUAAUUUAUUUGUUUAGAUGUUAGUUUAGGUAAUUAUUUUCUUUGUAUUUUGAUUUGAGUAACCUAGUUUAGCCUUUUUUUUUUUAAAAAAAAUUCUUAGUCUGUAAGAGAAUUUAUGUGUUUUUCAAUAAUUGCCAAGACAUAGUGGUUUUAAUGUAAUUUCUACCAUGAAAUUGAAAAUUUGUUUUAUUCAAUUAGCGCACCCUAUAUAUAAAAUGAUUCACAAACCUUUAUCGAUAACCAGUAUCAAUU